Salvelinus fontinalis (brook trout) is the source of this 4782-nucleotide messenger RNA. RefSeq names its product leucine-rich repeat and immunoglobulin-like domain-containing nogo receptor-interacting protein 2. The transcript has 5 exons. NCBI's taxonomy places the organism in Eukaryota, Metazoa, Chordata, Actinopteri, Salmoniformes, Salmonidae. Gene Ontology annotation, molecular function: protein binding. The record is from RefSeq and is a predicted model, not a curated record. The coding region runs from base 1046 to 2890 and encodes 614 amino acids.
AGAGAAAGAGAGAGAGCAGCUUUCAUUCCGGCACUUCUCAGCAUCCAGUCUCUGAGACAGCGUUCUAGAGAGUAGAGCUACAAAAUAAGGUACAUUGGAGAGGGAAAAAAUCUAAGGAGGAAAUCGAGGGAAAUAAAUUACAAGAAUAGUUUGCUAUCCACUACUAACUCCUAUCGGGUGGUGAGAGGUGUCAAAGUUUGCACUCUGGGGGACCCCCCCCCCCCCCCCCAUGCUGGGCUGAACAGAGGACAGCUCCCGUUUUCUAGGUGUGGAGAGCACAGACUGCCUGUAGUCACUUUCGGGGGAGCCAGUGCGCACUAGGAGUGUUCUCCAUCUGUGGAUCUCGCACUUCAUCGCUGCCUGCCUGCAACACGGGAGGAGAAGAUCCAAUCAGUGUUUGGGUUUAAUAAGGUGGAAUACCAGGGGGGACACAACAGAAAAGAUACAGCACAACCUGGGAAAUAAAGGAAGUAGGAGCACACAGCAGUGAAGGACAUCCUUCAGAGGAGGAAAAAUAACGUUUUACGGAAUUUUGAAUUCAGAGGCUCCUGUUCCAGGGGGACUUGGGCAGCAUAAUUUUAUUUUUGGGAGGAGCAGCUCUCAGCUUCAGUCAGCUAAUCUUGUGGACUAUAGGAUCCUGGAUGGCAUGUCAAGGUAAGGACCUAUCUUCACUCUCCCGGUGUAUCAGCAAGCCAGCCAGCUACUGCUCAGAUUAGGUAACGGCAACACUCAGCAGCAGAUGAAAAGAGAGAGAAGAAGCAGACGGAAAGACUGACUCUUCAACGGUCCCUCAUCGUCUCUAGCCAGAAAGGAAACAUGUUGUCCGCCCAUGUUUUGAUAUGACAUCGGAAUCUUGGAAUAAGUGACCUGUGAAUUCCGUUGGCACUGGGGAUUUUUAAGGACUGCUCAACUACUCUUCAGUCACACUGUAUGGACAUCUACUAUCAGAGGCCUUGCCAGAAGCCUGAAAAACAGUAAUAACUGGGGGAAAUACAACAGACCAUGGCUGAGAGGAUGAUUGCUUCUCAAAGUGAGCCGUGACAGAAUGGUCGACUGUAUGAGCAAAGUCAUGCUGCACACAGCCCUCUCAUGCUGGCAACCGUUCCUGGGACUGGCUCUAGUGGCCGUCUUUGUGGGUUCUGCCCUGGGAUGUCCCGCCCGCUGUGACUGCUCAGCCCAGAGCAAGUCGGUCAUGUGCCACCGCAAACGCCUACCGAGCAUCCCAGACGGCAUCCCCAUCGAGACCAGGAUCCUGGACCUGAGCAAGAACAAGCUGCAGGCCGUCAACCCAGAUGACUUUGCCCCCUACCCUGGACUAGAGGAUCUGGACCUCAGUGGGAACAUUAUCAGCUAUGUGGAACCGGGGGCCUUCAACCCUCUGUACAGUAUGCACUCGCUCAGUCUCAAAAGCAACCGCAUCAAGCUUAUUCCCCUGGGGGUCUUCACAGGCUUAUCCAACCUCACACGGCUGGAUGUCAGCGACAACAAGAUUGUCAUCCUGCUGGACUACAUGUUCCAGGACUUGCACAACCUGAAGUUCCUGGAGGUGGGUGACAAUGACCUGGUGUACAUCUCCCACCGGGCCUUCAGUGGACUGCUGAGCCUACAGACACUAACCCUGGAGAGAUGCAACCUAACAGUGGUGCCCACUGAGGCCCUGUCCCAUCUGCACAACUUGGUCAGACUUCACCUCCGAUACCUCAGCAUCAGCACAUUGCAAGCCUACUCCUUCAAGAAGCUUUUCCGGCUGCGCCACCUGGAGAUUGACAGCUGGACCUCGCUGGACAGUGUGCCAGCCAACACGCUACACAGCCUCAACCUGACCACGCUUUUCAUCACCAACACUAACCUGUCCACCUUCCCAUACCAGGCCCUAAAGCACCUGCACUACCUAACACACCUCAACCUGUCCUUCAACCGCAUCAGACACAUCGAGGGGGGAAUGCUGUUUGAGUUGGUGCGCCUGAGGGAACUUCAUCUAGUUGGGGCCCAGUUGUCGACCAUUGAACCGUACGCAUUUCAGGGCCUCCGGUGGCUCAAAGUCCUCAAUGUUUCCCACAACCAUUUGGACACCCUGGAGAAGGGUGUCUUCCAAGCCCCUGAGGCUCUGGAGGUCCUCUUGAUCGACGACAACCCCCUGGUGUGUGACUGUCGCCUCAUGUGGAUCCUGCAGAAAAGGCACUCCAUCUUCUUUGGUGACUCGCAGCCAGAGUGCAGCACCCCUGAGGGUAUCCGCGGAAGGCCUUUCAGGGAAUUCAAGGAGACCCUGCUAUCCUAUUACGUGACAUGCACCAAGCCAAAAAUCCGUGAGAACAAGACACAGACGAUAGCAGUGGACGAGGGCCAGUCAGCGAAACUACACUGCAGUGCUGAAGGGAUCCCCAGGCCGGUGGUGUCGUGGCUGUCCCCACGCCGGCGCCUCCUCACCAACAAGAGCUACGGUAGAGUCAAGGUCCACAACAAUGGGACGCUGGAGAUCAAGGUGGCCGAGGUGCAGGACGGGGGCGUGUACCUUUGCAUGGCAACCAACACGGCGGGUAACGACUCAUUGAUGGCCUCCCUAGCAGUGAAAAGCCUGGGGUCGCUCUACGCAAACAGGACCCAGUACUACACAGAUCCCAGCAACGCCACUACCAAUGGGACUAGCAACGUGACCUACGGCUUGGACCUAAAGACUAUCUUAGUGUCGACAGCAAUGGGAUGUUUCACAUUCCUGGGGGUGGUCUUGUUCUGCUUUCUGCUACUGUUCGUUUGGAGCCGGGGCAAGGGAAAGCAUAAAAACAACAUAGAUAUUGAAUAUGUCCCUCGGUCCAAGUCUAAUGGCACUUCUGUAGAUGGAGGGGCAGAGGGACAAGCUGGACCUCAUCGCUUUAACAUGAAAAUGAUCUAACACGGUUUGUGAAUCUGGGAAUCCAUAUGUUGGGAAUGCUCUAAGGAUUAUGUAUUUUUAUUGCAAAUGGAACAACAUCUCCCACUACUUCAGGAGAAUGCUCCCGGGCAAUUCUAUUGUAACAGAGUGGUACUGAGGCUCAGAUUUUUCACUUUGAAAUGUAUGCCAAACAAAAACCAAUGAUUGCAAAGUUAAACAAAACCUACAACUCUAUGCACAAGGACUAGUUUUAUUAAUUUCCACAGACAUUUUUACAAACACACUUGAAGAACAUUGCAAAUGCAACGUUUGGUAACAGAAUGACGGAACCAACAGCACAAACCAUCAUUCUGUGGCCAAACUUUGCAUCUGCACUGUUCUUCAAUUAAAUGUAUUUUUGUAAAAACAAAAAUGUGAAAAUUGUUUAAAGCAGUUCUUGUGCAUAGAGUUCUAUGGUUUGUUUAACUUUGCAGUCAUUGUUUUUUGUUUGACAUACAUUUUAUAGGUAACAUUGAAGUACCUUACUGUGAUUGUUUUCAAUUAAAGAAACAAAAAUUGCAAUUUCUCAAGCAAGGACUGUCUGGGAGUGGUCAAAGUGGAGAGGGGGAAACUGAUAAUUAGCUUUUAUUGGCAGAGAGGUUUGUAACUCUUUCUUAUUGGUCUAUUAACUAAUUUAACGCCAGGUGGUGUCACCAGAAUGGCCAAAACUCCAUCCCACCAAAACAGGCUGAAAUUUCUCUUACACUAAAAGGCAUUACCAUACUAUUCACAAUUUCACAGUAUUAUUUCAACUUCAUAGUGUGGAAAUAUAUAUAAAAGGAAAAUAACUGGAGAAUCACUUUUUUGACUGCACUGGGCCCUUUAAAGUGAAGAAAUCAGAGUAUCAGGAUCACCUUUUGGUUUACUAGGAAUGGAAAAAGUACUGCAGAGUGCCAUAACAGGACACAGGAGUGCAAUCCCCAACUAUGGCAUCUUAUUGGAUACAAUGCCAGGACAUUGUGACAAAUGUUCUUGUUGUUGCUAGUGAGCUUGUCCACAACGGAUCCUCCGAAAUGAUCUGAAUCUCUACCCAGGGGACCCGAAAGGAACAGGUGUCAUAAUCAAGCUUUUCAAAUUCUAUUUACAUGCCCAAGUCCAGUAUUGGGUUUAAAGACACUACAGAACCGUGUACAGUACACAUUUUUAUCUAAAGGUAUUACUCUUAUUGGUUUGGUCUUGCACCAUGCUUACUCACCGAACAGAUUGAUGAAACAGAGCAUUCCCUCCAACCAUAAUCUUUGCAUAUAUGUACUUAAUGCUUCAUUAUGUACAGGUAUGUACAUACUCAUUUAAACAAACUGUUCAUAGCAAUACUCAUGGGAUACAAUGUCAGCCAAAAUCUCAAUUCCCCCACCUAACAAGCAAAAUGGUAACUCUUCACUUCUGAAAUUGUCCAAGAAUAUAGGAAAGGGCUUCUACAGGAUUGCAAUGUCACACUGGAGAAAAGAUAUCCCUGUUCCCCAAAUAUACCCCUAGAUAUUGAAGAUAUUUUUGUUUAUUGUCAACCAUAAAGGAAAAAGAUUUUAUUUAUCAAAGUGGUUUGAGGGUUUUACAAAAGUGAGUAUCAUAACACUAUUCUGGGAGAAAUAAUCACAUUUGAUGAUUUAGAAGUUGACAUAUUGGUCAGAGAACCUACAUGGACCACUUUUCUGUCCUUUUCUUGUCUCUUUUUAUUCCUUUGACUGUAACCUUUGCCUGAUGGCAAAAUACGUGUCCAGCUUACUACAGUGAAGUUGUCAUCUUUUCUCCCCAGUAAAACAUUUGGACUUUGUUGUGGUAGUUCCUCAUUUUUGUUGUUGAAUCAUUUAGAUUGUGAAAAGUUCAAAGUAAAAUAAAAAAAUCAUGUAUGUGAAAUAAAAUAAUAUUUAUUUGUA